AUGCAGAAGAACAUCCUUUGCUUGGUUUUCUUGGUGGUAUUAACUUCCGCGGAACGAUAUAGCUUCUUCAUGAAUGAGGACGUCUCCUACGUGCAAAACGAGCAGGGUCAACGAUUUAUGCAGCUAGAUACGGGAAACCGUCCCGACCUUAACGCCACCACCGAUACAUGCGUUUUGCUCGGUACACGUAUGCAGUGUAGCGUUAGCACCCGCGUCACGGCCGUCGAUGACACUUUUACUGAUCUCGAUUUGACUGUGAAUUGUGGGUUCGAUGAUCAAAUCGCUUUCGAUUUUCGGCGUGCGCAGUCGUGCACUUGUUCCGCAUCGGCUAUCUCAUCCGAUCCCGACAAGCCACCGAAGCGUUGUCCAUGUGAAGUCUGCCCAGAUGGUUACGGACAAAGUCCAGUGUCAAUUGACUGCGGUGCAGAAGAAGAUCCCUUCGUGAUUGGCUCCUGUACCAACCUGGAUUGUAAUUUUGGCUGCAACGGUACCUGCAACUUUUCCUGCGAGAAUCCUUUGCCGGAAUGCGCCGGCCUUUGUGAAGCUGCAGGUGCACCAACAUUUGCCCCGACGGGAAUGGGUUUAGAUAAUGGUGCUUCUUCUGCAAUAACUUUGUCGCGACGCUACCGAUUGGUCAUGCUUGGAGUAUACAUGUGCUGA
This is a messenger RNA of Phaeodactylum tricornutum CCAP 1055/1, 660 nucleotides long. RefSeq lists its product with no specific name. The coding region runs from base 1 to 660 and encodes 219 amino acids. The record is from RefSeq and is a predicted model, not a curated record. Lineage: Eukaryota; Bacillariophyta; Bacillariophyceae; Surirellales; Neidiaceae. The transcript has 2 exons.